This is a messenger RNA of Amaranthus tricolor (Joseph's coat), 408 nucleotides long. RefSeq lists its product as uncharacterized. The record is from RefSeq and is a predicted model, not a curated record. The transcript is spliced from 3 exons. Bases 1 to 408 code for a protein of 135 amino acids. NCBI's taxonomy places the organism in Eukaryota, Viridiplantae, Streptophyta, Magnoliopsida, Caryophyllales, Amaranthaceae.
AUGACUGAGAAAGUGAGAUUGGUAAGGGAUCGUUUGAAAGCGGCACAGGAUCGUUUGAAGUCUUACGCUGAUUUAAAGCGACGACUAGAAGAGUUCAUCGUGGGCGAACGGGUGGCAUAUCAGUUACCCCUUCCAAAUUCCUUGGAAAAGGUACACGACGUAUUUCAUGUGUCGCAGCUUAACCGAUAUCAUGCUAUAGCUUCUCAUGUCUUAGAUCCCGAACCUUUAGAUUUGGAUACAUCCUUGUCUUACUCUGAGCAACUGGUUAGAAUCUUGGACACGAAGGUCCGUAGUACAUGGGAAGCGGCUACAUGGGAAACGGAGGACUCUAUGCGAGCAAAGUACCCUCAUCUCUUUCAGAAUGCUAACGAUCCCAGAAAAAAGUCUUUUAUAGAGUCCAAAGAGUGA